Pteropus alecto (black flying fox) is the source of this 3027-nucleotide messenger RNA. It is a transcript of the gene RXRB, whose product is annotated as retinoid X receptor beta. The record is from RefSeq and is a predicted model, not a curated record. Gene Ontology annotation, cellular component: nucleus; RNA polymerase II transcription regulator complex. Bases 310 to 1917 code for a protein of 535 amino acids. Gene Ontology annotation, biological process: positive regulation of transcription by RNA polymerase II; response to retinoic acid; cell differentiation. NCBI's taxonomy places the organism in Eukaryota, Metazoa, Chordata, Mammalia, Chiroptera, Pteropodidae. The transcript is spliced from 10 exons. Gene Ontology annotation, molecular function: retinoic acid-responsive element binding; nuclear steroid receptor activity; zinc ion binding.
CCUUCCGCGCAUGUGCAGGUGUGGAGGUUAUUCGAGGGGAAACUGGGCGAGGCCGGCUAUCAGGCCGGAGGAGACCGCCUCCUCUGUUUCCAUCUAGACGAGGGGGCGGGAACUAGCGCGGUAACUUCCCGUCUAUACCAAGAUGGCUGCCACAACGGCACUGUCAUUUUGGUACAGAGCAGAGCGAAGCGCUUAAUUCGACCCGGUUCAGGCCAGAGUUUUUCUCUGGAGCUUCCUCGUGCUUAGCUAGUCCUCAGUCCUUGGGAAUCUCUGGUAUCUCUUCGGCAUCCCUACACACAGCUAGGAAUCAUGUCCUGGGCUGCUCGCCCGCCCUUCCUCCCCCAGCGGCAUGCCGCAGGGCAGUGUGGGCCGGUGGGGGUGCGAAAAGAAAUGCAUUGUGGGGUCGCGUCCCGGUGGCGGCGGCGACGGCCCUGGCUGGAUCCCGCAGCAACGGCGGCGGCGGCGGCAGCCGGAGAACAACAAACCCCGGAGCCGGAGCCAGGGGAGGCUGGACGGGACGGGAUGGGAGACAGCGGGCGGGAUUCCGGAAGCCCAGACAGUUCCUCCCCAAAUCCCCUUCCCCAGGGUGCUCCUCCCCAUUCUCCUGGGCCACCCCUACCCCCUUCAGCAGCCCCAUCCCUUGGAGGCUCUGGGGCGCCACCCCCACCCCCAAUGCCACCACCCCCACUGAGCUCCCCCUUCCCAGUUAUCAGCUCUUCCAUGGGGUCCCCUGGUCUGCCCCCUCCAGCUCCCCCAGGAUUCUCCGGGCCUGUCAGCAGUCCCCAGAUUAACUCAACAGUGUCGCUCCCUGGGGGUGGGUCUGGCCCCCCUGAAGAUGUGAAGCCACCAGUCUUAGGGGUCCGGGGCCUGCACUGUCCACCCCCUCCAGGUGGCCCUGGGGCUGGCAAACGGCUAUGUGCAAUCUGCGGGGACCGAAGCUCAGGCAAACACUAUGGAGUUUACAGUUGUGAGGGCUGCAAAGGCUUUUUCAAGCGCACCAUUCGUAAGGACCUGACCUACUCAUGCCGGGACAACAAAGACUGCACGGUGGAUAAGCGUCAGCGGAACCGCUGUCAGUACUGCCGCUAUCAGAAGUGCCUGGCUACUGGUAUGAAGAGGGAAGCGGUACAGGAGGAGCGUCAGCGGGGGAAAGACAAGGAUGGGGAUGGGGAGGGGGCCGGGGGAGCCCCCGAGGAGAUGCCUGUGGACAGGAUCCUGGAGGCAGAGCUUGCUGUGGAGCAGAAGAGUGACCAGGGCGUUGAGGGUCCUGGGGGAACCGGGGGUAGCGGCAGCAGCCCAAAUGACCCUGUGACUAACAUCUGUCAGGCAGCUGACAAACAGCUAUUCACACUUGUUGAGUGGGCGAAGAGGAUCCCACACUUUUCUUCCUUGCCUCUGGAUGACCAGGUCAUAUUGCUACGGGCAGGCUGGAAUGAGCUCCUCAUUGCCUCCUUCUCCCACCGAUCCAUUGAUGUACGAGAUGGCAUCCUCCUUGCCACAGGUCUUCACGUGCACCGCAACUCAGCUCAUUCUGCAGGCGUGGGAGCCAUCUUUGAUCGGUCCCUCUCCAGGGUGCUGACAGAGCUAGUGUCCAAAAUGCGUGACAUGAGGAUGGACAAGACAGAGCUUGGCUGCCUGAGGGCAAUCAUUCUGUUCAAUCCAGAUGCCAAGGGUCUUUCCAAUCCCAGUGAGGUAGAGGUCCUUCGGGAGAAAGUGUAUGCAUCACUGGAAACCUAUUGCAAACAGAAGUACCCUGAGCAGCAGGGACGGUUUGCCAAGCUGCUGCUACGUCUUCCUGCCCUCAGGUCCAUUGGCCUUAAAUGUCUAGAGCAUCUGUUUUUCUUCAAGCUCAUUGGUGACACCCCCAUUGACACCUUCCUCAUGGAGAUGCUCGAGGCACCCCACCAGCUGGCCUGAGCCCAGACUCAGAUGUGGCGCUUCUCACACUUGAGGAAUGCAUAUCCAGGAGGGACUCCACGCCUUGGGGCAGGGUUGGGAGGGGCCUUGUUUUUAAGAGUCUUGGUGGGGUGAGGACUAUAGGGCAGAGCUGAGACCUCCAGUGGGGUCCAUCAACCCUCCAAGGGGUUUGCUUGAUAUCCCAAGUCAGAGGGGAUCUCAGAUCCCUGUGAGGGCUGGACCUCUCCCUUCAGUGGCCUCUAGUCUCUGAAUUUGUCUGUGUCUGCCAUGAUACAGGGUAAGUUCUUGCCCACUGCCUGGACUGAUCUUCCCCAACACAGCACUGGCCGUUGCUCCCAGAACCUUGCUUCCUUCUCAUCUUGCCUCACUUAGCUCCCCGUCUAAAGAGCGGAUAUGAGAACUCCCCCAGAGAUAGAUAUUGGGGGGCAGGCCCCCUGAACUGAUGGACAUGGGGAUAGGGCUUUUGCAGACUUUCCUCAAACCAAGCUUGGCAGAUGGGGCUACUCUGGAAGACGGAGGGGACCCUGUAACUGCCUCCUGUCCAGAGUCCCCUCUUAUACUUCACCUUCUGCAGUCAGACUAAAAAAUAAGGUGGUGAUGGUUAAGGGGUGGGUGGAAAUGUAGGAACCCAUCUGCUAUUUUUAAUUUUCUCUGAAGAUUGAGACCUGCAGUUAGACUCAAAGAAGUACUGUACUUUCCCAGGUUGACUAAGAAAUGCCAGUGGUGGAGGUGGUGUUUGGGAAAGGCAGAGUCCCAAGAUGGUCUGUCCCUGGAGCUUUUCAAGCACUGGCCUUCUCAACCUCCUCCUGCCAUCCCUUCCUGUCUAUCUUGGGGAAGGGGCCUGGGCUGUGAUGGCAGGGCCUUUUCAGGGGAUGGUUUGUUGAAUAGUCCUCAGGCCGUUCCCUUCACAGCUCUCCCCCAGCCUUGAGUGCACACAGUGUAGGCUGGGGACACAGGACCCUGGCCUGAGAAUUGAGGGGGAAAGGGCCAUCCCACAGAGAUGGGGUGCUGGGGCUGCAUGAUUUUUGCCUUGCAGCUCGCUCUGGGGUUUCUUUCCCCUCUUUUACUUGCGUAUAAAAUUGCUUUCAAAUUAAAAUCUCUUUUCUGGAC